Molecule: messenger RNA, 276 nt
Organism: Kuraishia capsulata CBS 1993
Lineage: Eukaryota; Fungi; Ascomycota; Pichiomycetes; Pichiales; Pichiaceae
Exons: 1
Coding region: 1-276 (91 amino acids)
Source: RefSeq, a predicted model, not a curated record
AUGUCACCUAUCACAGAUUUUAUCAACAAGCACUCAGGCAACGAGCCCACUCAACAGGAUGAAACCCUUCAAAACGACAGUUCGCAAUUUUCCGGACCUCGUAGGGAUAAGAACAGAUUUUCCGAUAGCAAGGAGGACUUCAAUAAGGAUAUGGACGAGAAUGUGAGGAAUGACAUGAGUGGAUCAUAUGACCCAGGUUUCAACAAACAUGACGAGACCUCGCAAUGGGGAAAUAGAGAUGUCUCUGGAUUUGACAACACUGGUACGAAAAAGUGA